AUGUCCAUCUUCGACCUACUGACUUGUAUCUCUGAUCACCCAGCUCCUCGUCUGCCUAGCUUUUGCUUUUCUGAUCAACUGCUCUACUUUGUGCAUUCCUGUUUGGCUCGGGAACCCGCCGAUCGGCUGAGCCUCGACUGCCUCGCCCAACAUGCUUUCCUUAACAAUGAUAUGCUUGAUUCCGGCUGGUCGGAACAAGGAAGCAUUGGUAGCCAGACCCUCAUCCAGGCCAGCAACAAUCUAGGCGAAAGCCAGAGUGAUGAGACCGGAGUCAACAUCACCAGCGGUUCGUCAGCCGAGCUGGAGCAGCAAGUGAGUGUCUUCUGCCCCCUAGUCAUCACCCGUUUGUCUUCCGUAGAUAAGCUCUUAUAUCUGAUCCGGAAGCUUGUUUAA
Protopolystoma xenopodis is the source of this 393-nucleotide messenger RNA. The record is from the annotation of a GenBank genome assembly. NCBI's taxonomy places the organism in Eukaryota, Metazoa, Platyhelminthes, Monogenea, Polystomatidea, Polystomatidae.